AUGUACUUCAAACCUGACAACAGUGUGCGGAAAUGGGCAGCUCCUGAGGCUGAGAAACGCCUUGACGAGUCUGGCAGUGAAUGGCGUUACAAGCCAUCGCCCAACUCCGGCUAUCCAGACGGGAUCCCCAAGUAA
Messenger RNA from Malassezia globosa CBS 7966, 135 nucleotides. RefSeq lists its product as uncharacterized. Lineage: Eukaryota; Fungi; Basidiomycota; Malasseziomycetes; Malasseziales; Malasseziaceae. The record is from RefSeq and is a predicted model, not a curated record. The transcript has 2 exons. The coding region runs from base 1 to 135 and encodes 44 amino acids.